This is a messenger RNA of Acanthoscelides obtectus, 4433 nucleotides long. NCBI's taxonomy places the organism in Eukaryota, Metazoa, Arthropoda, Insecta, Coleoptera, Chrysomelidae. The record is from the annotation of a GenBank genome assembly.
AUUCAAAUUGCCAACAUAUUUUUUCAGUGUCAAGUUUAGUAACUUUAUCUAGAGUGUAUAGAGUAUGAAGUUUUAAUUUUGGACUACUAAGAAAAGUACUAAGGAAAAAUAUACAUGCAUUAAAAUGCUGAACUUGGAAAUGACUAUUUCUUAUGUAAUAGAAUGAUCAUGAAUCCGUUUUAUAAAAACAAUUCAAAUUUGGGGAAAUUUUGGGUUGACAUGUUGGCCAUCUUCUAACUCUGUUUGCAUGAUUGAUGCUGCUUGGCGUUAUAUGAAAGUCGGUUUGCUCAAAGUUUUUCGUAAAUUAGGAUAACCAAGGUAUAAUUAUGAGCUUAUCCCAGUUUCCUACAAGUCGUAGAGGAUCAAACAAUUUCUAAAAACAAAAUAAAUGUGACCAACUUCGUAAUGACUGGCGUGAAACGAAAACUGCGUAAUGACUGGAGUGCUAGAAAUUGCCCCACUAAGAACUCAUUAAUAGAAUGGACAAGACCAGUUUACAAAGGUACGAAUGGCUCUGGUUUGGUUUUAUGUAAACAAGGAAGCUUCACAGCCGAUCGCACGACAGUAGUUGAGGCUGCCGUGGAUGACCAAGUUGUUAGAAUACCAUUGUACAGACACAAUUUGAAUGAUUUUAAAGCAAAAUAUGAACAUUGGCUGAAACGACAAGCAUCUGUGGGAAACAAGAGUAGAACUGUAAGUAAUUCACAAGGGCAAGGUAAGUCAAAAGAAUCUACCCUUUCAAGACAAAGAGGAAGGCCACCAAAAACUGCAAAUAAGCUGACUGCUGAUAAGUUGACUGCAAGACAAAGGACGAAUCAACUUAAACUUGACAGAUCUGCCAGAAACAAUGCAGUCAAGAGAAAUAUUAGGGUUAAAAUACCUUUUAAACCUUUGACGUCAAAAACGCCUAAGCAGGUGAAGCCACUUCCCAAAGUUAAAAAUGCACAAACCCAUGUGAAAAAUGGGAAAAUUCACAAUAAGAAAGUGGAUAAGUCGAUGAAAAAAAGUAAAUUGAAGCAGAGUUCCAAGCUGAAAAGCAAAACUUCAGUGAAAAAACUAAAUCCCAAAAAUAAAACCUCCCCAUAUAGGACAAUGAAUAAACCCAGAUAUUGCCUCCAAAUGAACAACAAUUAUCAUGAAUCAGAUUCACAACGAGAUAUAUACAGUUUCAAAUUUACUGAAUUAGUCAAACAAGUGAAGGAUGUGAAAUUGCCAUCUCCUACUUGGAAAAUUAAAGUUAUGGUGAAGAAAGGGAAAAUUACCACUGUUAUUUUCACAAACAAGCUAGCAUUGGAGCGAUCUGUCAGCUUUCAUGCAGAUAAUGAUGCAUACAGAACAGUUAUCAACAAUAAGCCUGCAGUUUUACUAGGAUCUCCAGGAUUUUUGAAUGACCUUGAAGAUACUGAAAUCUUAUUGGAUAUUUUACAACAUAUUGAUCCAAAUAGUUCUACGAUACUGUAUAAAUAAGAUUGUAGAUAUAAUUUUCAAGGUGUAUGCAUAUUUUGUUACAAAAAUGAAUAAAGUUUGUAUAGUUUUUAGUAAGUAUUAUAUAAGUUUUGCUGUGUCAGUGUAAAAAGCCAUUAUUUUUUGUAAUACCUCAAUUAGGCGUUUCUGCAAAUUCAUUCAUUAUACUUCAUGCUAAAAGAAAUGCAUCAUAUUUUAACUAAACCCUUUUGAAUCUGACAAAGUUAAUGAUUUAAUCCAAUACUUCUAGUUUUUGACAAAAAUGUGUAUGCAUUAGAAGAGGGGAGAAGACUGAAAUUUCACCAACUUUCAAUGUUUUGCUAACUGUAACAAAAUUUGGCCAAAGAGUAGUUAUAUAAAAAGACAGGCAAGGCGAAUAAAAUUAGAGAUAAAAGAUGACUCCAAGAACAUGACUUCCACAAAACCUGUUGAUGACGCCUAACCACGUGCAGUUUUUUAGUCGCAGAUAAAUACGGUGCUGCCAGAUAGAUAAUCCUUUUUGCAUCCCACAAAAUAAAUUUCCAUUCAAUAAAGUUAUAAAUCACAUUUUUCGCGAAAGAAGUUAUUCUCAAAACCUGCGGGAAGUUAUCACAUAACUACGAGUAUUAGCUCUUGGGACCUUACCAGAAAUAUUACACGAUUUAAUUUAGUAACAAAAGUUGAACGUCGGCUUCAAUAUACAAGUUUUCUAACCUCUAACUUGUAUAUUGGUCCAAUCGUCGGUCUACUUGACAUGAAUUCCAGUUAUCUAGACAGUUUGAGGCGAUAUGUUCUCUAUUCGUCAUUGUCGGUCAGAGCGGUCCGUAGGACCUUUGCUCUUGGUUGAAGUCUUGUAAGUCAGUAAGUCUGUCAGGUCUGGUUGCCCAGAUACCAAAGUCAGGGAGAAAGAAGGGAAGAAGACAGGAAGGAAGGAGGGAGAGCAAAGAAAAAAGAAGUGCGUAAAUUGAUCCUAAAAUUAAUUUUGGGAUUGGUUCUUAAAGAAAAAUUAUAAUUUUGGUUGGACCUAAAGUCGCACUAUUUAAUUUUGUUCACAGUGCGAGUCGCGGCCUUGUGUGCUUGCGAACUUACUCGACUUUAUAGUCUAAUGACUCGCGCAACAAAGGGUUGUUAUGCGAUUCCGCUUGACUAUAACGUAGCUGCGCUUGUUGUUUGACGUAGUCCCUUAGGUAAGGGAUGUGAAGGGCUCGUUGGAAACAUACCACGGAGCUUUAGUGAUUGUACGCAAGGUUCUGUUCUGCAAAACCUGCAGGCUACGCAAAUGCGUUUUGGCGAGAAAACACCAAGCCGCCCUUGCGUAAGUGAUCGCUGGUCUAAUAUCCAUCUUGUAUAGCCAAAUUUUGUUGAUCAAACUUAAUUUUGAUGUUCUACAUAGCAUAGGAUAGAGUUGCCAGAAUUUAGUUUUUAACGCUUCAGUGUGCCGGUCAUUCCCUUGUCAAGAGUGACACCGAGAUACUUAGCAGAGCUCCAUUCACUGAAACCUCAGACGGGGCGCCGCUACGUUUUUUAGUACAAUAGAUUGCCUGCGUUUUCGAAUGAUUAAUUUUGAUCAGCCACCGAUUCGCCCAUUCCAAUACCUCGUCCACUGCACUUUGCAGCCUGUCGUGAACUAGAUCCACAGAGCACGACUGGGCCACCAGGGCAGUGUUAUAGCAUAGAGACAGAUUUCACAUUUGCUGGGGCAAGGGACGUCAUGAAUAAAAAGUGAAUAAAGGUCUGGUCCAAGAACCAAACCCUGAGGGACACCGGCUUUGAUGGGCCGUGUUAUGAGAAAUGUUAUGUUUAUACGUAUUUCGUAUGACUUUUUGACGUAACCACCAAAGGAAAAGAACUUCAUUCAGCUCAGUAUAAUGCCUGCACUUCACUUUAGGCGAUGAUCUUUGAUUGUUCAUAAUAGGUACGAUCAUCGUGCAAGCAUCGACACGAGCGUCCGUGGUAGUUGGUCGAACGGAAAGUAUCAAUAUGACUCGGCGAUUCCCUUUGAUGCGAGUUGCCGAGUUUGCUGUUUAGCAUCAAAAUGCGUAAACCGUGACUAGUUUUUAUCGUAUCACAUCAGUACGCGAUGAUGCAAUAAAGCAUUUGCAAUCGGCUUCCCUACGGCAUUGGAGCGAUCGGCGGAUUGUAAAAACAUUCCACGGAGUGUCUUCUCUUGAUAUAACUAUUCUUUGGCUUAACUGUAUUUUUAUCUACACUAAAAACCAAAUACCACUGAUUUCGAAAUGUAUACGAGAGAGAAGUGUGCAAUACGUGUGUUAGAAAGAGAUAGAAGCAUCUGGUUGCCUAGAACCCGAGUGACGAGGCCACGGACGCCAUCGGAGCAUUCUUUCUAACUUACAUACCGGACGCUUCUCUCUCUCUCUCUCUCUCUCUCACUCUACGACGGCAGUCAAAUUUUAACCUCACUGUAUAUAACGGGUUUGCUUGUAGGUACACUUGCAAUGUCUUAUUUUCAUUGUUCAAUAAGAAAAUACGAAAAUAUGCAUUCAUUAAAAAAUAUUGUAUAUAUUAUUAUGUCAUAUCUUGUGUGACACAUUUUUUGGGCACAUUUUUACAAUAACCAUAACUAGACUUAGCAAUUCUGAAAACCUGGCGUUGCGGUAUGACUGAUGUGAGGAAUUCGGGUAAAAUAUUUUCAAAAUGGUGACGCUUCCAGUUGUACCGGGAGUAAAUACAAACUUGCUAAUUUUGAAUCGAACAGUCAUAUACUAUACUCAAUUUCUGAACUCUCCUCAUGGUAAACACAUUUCAUCCUAUACUAAACUUUAACUGUUCAUUUGAUAUUUUGCUAAUUAAUAAUACAGGGUCAAGAAAAUUGGAUGAAGAUUAAAUUUUAAACUAUUUCAAAAGUCAAUUUUUUCAAAGGGACUCCCCUGUUUUUUUAAUCUCCUAUUCAGCAAUAAAAAUAAGGAUAGUUUUUUAUAGGCUUUUAUUAUUAUAUUUAGGACAUAUGUAUUUGCAAAUACUCGUUUUAU